UCAUGGAUAACAAAAGUUUUGAAAAAUUACUUCGUGAAUAUGGUGCAAAUAACAAAUCUGAAGAACUUGAAAAAUUGAUAGAUAAAAAAAAUAGCAAAGAGUUAUGUGAAUAUAUCGAACAACGCAUUACACAUGUAGACGCUUUGCCCAUAUGGAAUUAUUUAUUAAUUUCAGCAUCGUCCGAAAAAAUUUUCAAAAUGACACAAGUGGUUUUGGAAAAAAUAAAACGAGGUGGUGUAACAAUGAAUCAUGAAAAUGAAAUAAUUCAACGAUUAGGAUCAAAGAUAUGUAAAUUUAAAACAUCACAGCUAUUAAAAUUAGUCGACUUUUGCAUAGAAAGUAUUCAAAAGUAUGAGGUUAAUAAUUCGAUGUGUUGGAAAGAUUUAUUAACAGAAUUGCUCACUAUUUUAAUGACAAAAGAUAAAAUAGAGCACUACGAUACAGAAAUGACUGGAGCGGAAUACAAAUCUCAAAUAAUCAAAUCACUUUGUGUUAUAAAAUGGUCAACAAAUAUUGUUACAUCUUUGGCGGCUAUGUUUAUCAAUAUCCCGUUAUCAAAAGAAGAACAUUUACAAAUUGUAAAUAAAUUGGGGAAGUAUAUGGAUGGUAUGACUCCUCAAGAAAUUCCAGCAUUUACUUAUCAAUUACUAAAAUUAUGUGAAAAUCAAAAUGGAAUUGCAGUUAUUAUGAGAUUGAAAGAUUAUUUUGGAAAAAGAUUGUAUAUCGGUUUUAAUAAAGUUGGAGAUUCGGAGGAUAGCAUUUUCGAUGAAAAUGAUGAACUAGAUGGUACGAAUAAUUUAGAAGUUAUACAAGCAGAAAGUACUGUACUUUAUCAUAUACAUAAUUCAGCAAACACAGGCCGGAGAUUUAUAAAAGAUUAUAUAAAUUCUAUAAAAUUGAUAUCAUCGUCCCCUGAAAGUAUAUUACAUCCAUUUCAAAUAAUUGUAUUAUUAUCAAUAUCAUGUGUGAAAUUAAAUGAAACUGAAAAUGUAUUGGAUAUUAUUAAGUAUGCGAUCACAAAAUCAAUUAUUGAAGAUCAAAAACGUUUUGAAUCAGCAUGGUUUAGAGAUACUGUACCACAAAGAGUUAAUUUAAAGUUAAUAUUUAAUACAAUUCUUGAUAGCAAUUUACAAGUACGUGGUAUGGUUGUUCAAGGCUUAAUAAAUCUAGCAUUUUGUUUACUCUCUACAAGUCCAACAAUUGGUAGAAAAUUAGUAGCCGAAAAACAAUGGAGAUUGAGCUAUGUAAUUUUAAUAAAAAUAGUCAAAAAGAGAUCGGAUGUUACGCCUAUUGUUUUAAAAGAACUUCGAAAUAAAAUACUUGCUGAAGAAUCCAAAACUCAGUAUCCUGAAUGUUUCUACAAAUUAUGCCGCGCUGCACCUUAUGAAAUGUAUCAAAGUCAAAAUAUUGUUGUUCAAAUUGUGGAACAAUUAUUACAAUUAUCAAGUACAUCAGCAGUACUUGUUAUUCGAUCAGUACUCUUAUUGAUAAAAUUUUCGUUUAAUAUUCGAGAUUCAUUAGUAUUAGUUUUAAGAAAAGCUCUCUAUUCAUGUGAUACAAGUACUCGACAAAUUGCAAUUGUAGGAUUUUUAGAAUUAUUAGAGAAUUUAAAAGUGUGUAAUUUAGUUGCAUUUAGUCAAUCUGAGAGUAGUCAUUCAAAUACCUCAGGUAGAUCUAUAUUAUCACAAAUAAUAUCACAAAAGCGUCGUGAUGAAACACCGACGCAUAAUGUUCAUAGUAACGAAGUAUUAUGUUUGGAAAUUAUUCAUAUAUUAAAAAGAUGUUUUAUUAUGCAAUCGGAAGUUAAAAUGCAACUAUAUGAAGGUUUAUUUAAUGCAAUCAGUAAAAACCAAGAACUCCAAACUCAUGGUUUGGAUCUUUUACAUUCGCAUUUUAGUCAAUUUUAUCAAGACGAUGAGAAUAUUCCAUUAAAUUUAAUAGGUAUUGUACAAUUAAAAAAUACAGAAGCUAUUUUACAUGAACCAAUUGCCAAAUUAAUAUUCAUCAUAGGUUUAAUUGUUUCCAAGCUAAAAUCAAAUGAUGAUAUCAAUAUUAGAAGUUUUACACUUUUGAAAGAACAAUUAAUAGCUUUAGUUAAUAAUAUGGCGCGCUGUGAUGUGACUAAUUUUGAGUUGGACAAUGGUACUGAUUUAUUAGAUAUUUUACCUGAAUCACAGCAAAAAUUGUUAGAAUUACAACAAAUACUACUUGUCUACGAAGCUUUAAUUAGCUACACAAUUUUUUCAUGGGAUAAAACAUCUGAUUCCGGAUUACAAGUACUUCACUUAUUUAAAGCUUAUACGAGAUUUAUGGAAUUCGGAAAAAAUUUGAGUAAAAAGAAAGAAACAAAACGGAAAAAGGACGAUUCAGUGGUUAAAAAGACAGCAUCAUCCAGUAAAACGCCAGUAUUUAAACUUAAAACACAUGUUAUUACUUUGGACGUCAUUGAAAAAACUGUGUCGUUGUUAUAUUUAGAUUCUGUUGAAUGGGCAACAAAGCAACAAUCAAGUCAUCUACGAACAAAUCGUGAAUUCAAUAGAUUUAUUUUAAAUACGUUACUCGAUUUAUUAAACACAACGCCAGAAAUUAAACCAUCAAAUAAUGAAUCAUUUGUAAAUUACACGAAUAUAGCCAAAAUUAUAUAUCAAAGAUGUAUACAACGAAUUGAUGAUUUAGCAGACUUUGAUCGCCAAAUUGCUGCUUUAUCAUUAGAAGUAUUUUAUACUAUUUUGCAAAUCGUUUGUAAUCAACAUGAAAAGAAAUUGGGUGAAUUCCUAAAUGAAGUAAAUGAUUCUACAUCACUGAAAACUCUAAGUGAAGAAAUUUUUCCAUUCCUUGAAACAUUUGAAAACUUAUUGGAAAAUGAAGAUGUUGAAGCAGAUGAAGAAGAAGGAAUACGCAAAAAUGGAUCAAUGAUUUUAAGUAUUAUUUCUUUGCUUACUUCUCAUUUACCCACAUCAAGUGUUUAUACAUCACAAGUUUUAGAUUGGGCCAAAAAAGUAUGUGAUACAGAAAUCAAUUGUAAUAAAAAUACAAAAACAACUUUAUUAAAUCUCUUGUAUUUAUUACAAAUGCGAUGUAAGGCUUUAAUCCAACCACGAGGUGAAAAUGAAAACUCAUUGUUUGAUAAUGUGGCUAAUCAAAUUUGUUCAAUUAUUGGAAGUAUAGAUCAUGAAACAGUUGAAGGUACUCCCACAAUUAAACUUAUAAACGAAGAGGUUGGAGUUUCAGCAUUAGAAGGAUUAUGUAAUAUAUUCAAAUCGCAAUUAGAUGAUAUUGACUGGAUAAUAUUACGUUUUCGUGCCGAUUAUAGUAUGAUUACAUUUCCGGGAGACGAUAGUAUUGAAAAACGAAGAGAUAAAUUAAGGAGUAAUGAGUGUGAUUUAUGCUCACAUAUGUGCCAUUUAAUUGAAAUUGCUACUACCAUGAGUAAUAUUGCUAUUUCUUCGGGUGGUAUUUUGGAAAUACUUUUGAAAACAUUAACACAUUUAUAUAAUACAUUAGGAUCGAUGACGAAAUAUUUUAUUAUUCGUAGUACUAAAGAGAAUCCAGCUUUUCAACAUGCAAGAUUUGAAAAAGUAAUACAGUUAUCUGGUAAAUAUUUAUCAACAAAUGUUUAUAACAUGAUUCUAUUUAUCGAGGAAAAUCAACAACCACAAGAAAAUAAUGAUCAACCGAAAGCGAAAAAACCUAAAUUGAAUUCAAUGCAACUGAAAUCUAAAGUAUUAAAAGAUACAAAAUUUAUACCAAAAUUAGUAUAUGAGAUUGAACAAUUUAGUAAAUUUAUUAUACGAUUAUCAAAUAAAACUAAAAUUGAUUUGAAAAAGUAUAUGCGACAGGGAACAUCAAGAGAUUUUCGAAUAAUUGUCCCUGCAUUAAAAGAAGCGUUAGAAAAUGUCAACAUGGACGAAUCGGUUGAAGAUGAAUCUGUUGUAGACAAUAAUGCUACUGAAAGUAAUAUAAAUUCUGAUAGUGAUCAAAAUGAUGAUGACAAUUAA
This is a messenger RNA of Chrysoperla carnea, 3998 nucleotides long. RefSeq names its product Fanconi anemia group I protein homolog (gene FANCI). The record is from RefSeq and is a predicted model, not a curated record. Gene Ontology annotation, molecular function: DNA polymerase binding. Gene Ontology annotation, biological process: DNA repair. Bases 3 to 3998 code for a protein of 1331 amino acids. The transcript is spliced from 18 exons. NCBI's taxonomy places the organism in Eukaryota, Metazoa, Arthropoda, Insecta, Neuroptera, Chrysopidae.